GUAGCGCUUCACUUUUGGGUUAAUUACCUCGUUGUUAGAUUCCCUCUCCCGCUAAGACCCAACAAUACAAGGCAAGCCCCAAUCUCCAUCUACAAAUAGCCCAUCCGCCAUGCAAAUCGAUCCACAACUACCAGCUAGCUCGUCCCCUUGCCAAUUAGAAUCCCCUCAAUAGCCAACUAAUUCGCCUUGAUGAAUUGGAAUAUCCUCCUCCUCGUUCCCAUUGUGGUUUUCUCCUUGUGCGUUUUGGCUCGUCCCUCCCAUUCUUGCGGCUUCACCCUGACCAACAAUUGCCCCCAUCCCAUAUGGCCUGGCACGCUAGCAGGCUCGGGCACCCCGCAGCUCCAGACCACCGGGUUUCGCCUUGACCCGGGCCAGACGGCUCGAAUCCCCACCAUCCCAGGAUGGUCCGGGCGUAUAUGGGCGAGGACGGGCUGCUCCUUCGAUCAAUCUGGUGUUGGUACCUGUCAAACUGGCGACUGCGGAGGGAAACUGGAGUGCAACGGCAAUGGUGCCACCCCUCCUGCUUCCUUAUUCGAGAUAACACUCGGCAAAGGCAACAAUGAUAAAGACUUUUACGAUGUCAGCAUCGUUGAUGGAUACAAUCUUCCUAUGAUCGCUACGCCCGUGGGCGUCAACGGAGCUUGUAACGCCACUGGCUGUGCUUCUGACCUCAACCUCGGGUGCCCCAAGGAGCUUCAGGUGGUCAGCUCCAGUACGAUCGAUGGUAUUGACGGUGAGGGAGGAGUGAUAGCGUGCAAGAGUGCUUGUGAGGCAUUCGGCCUGGACCAGUACUGUUGCAGCGGCCAGUUUGCCAACCCCAACACCUGCCGGCCAUCCUUCUACUCUACUAUCUUCAAGCGAGCCUGCCCCCGCGCUUACAGCUAUGCCUUCGACGAUGGAACCAGCACCUUCACCUGCAAAGCUUACGACUACGCAAUAACCUUCUGCCCUUCCAAUAACAACAAUUACCAUAAUCCCGACCCACUGACCGGUGCAUCUUCUUCUGAGACAUUUGAUGGUCCGGUAACACGGAAGAACAGCCAAGGGGGAGCCGCAGGGAUGAUUUCCACCUCAAACGCUCUCCCGCCUCCUCAAAUUAUUGUCCUGCUCACGUUUAUCUUUGGCAUUCUUCCAUUGAUCCUCGUAUGAAGCAUUUCUGAUGAAAAAGACACGAAUCACUCACAGCUGUCUCUUAUACAGUUAGGUUAUGAAUGAAAUGAUCCCAAUUGUAGUGUUCUUCAAGUGUUAGGACACCAUACUCCAUACAGUAUUUGUACGAGACAUCAUAAGAACACACCAAAAAAAAAAAAAAAAACUUACUAGGCAUUUGAAUAGAAUACAUUCAUUGGC
Molecule: messenger RNA, 1350 nt
Organism: Linum trigynum
Lineage: Eukaryota; Viridiplantae; Streptophyta; Magnoliopsida; Malpighiales; Linaceae
Source: the annotation of a GenBank genome assembly